CCCCCUGCGGCCGGCUCAGGAAUGGGGGUGUGGGGCGCAGCGGCUACGACCCUCGGCUGGAAUCCGUGAGGACCAGUCGUCCAGUAUGCUCUGUUCACGGCAUUCCGAGGUGCACCGACCAUGAACCUCAACUCCUCCCUCAGCUACAGGAAGGAGCUGAGCAACCUCACAGCAACAGAGGGUGGUGAAGGGGGUGCCAUCUCUGAGUACAUCGCCAUCAUCAUCAUCACUGUCCUCGUCUGCCUGGGCAACCUGGUCAUUGUAGUUACCUUGUAUAAGAAGUCCUACCUCCUCACCCUCAGCAACAAGUUCGUCUUCAGCCUGACCUUGUCCAACUUCCUGUUGUCCGUGCUGGUGCUGCCGUUCGUGGUGACUAGCUCCAUCCGGAGGGAAUGGAUCUUCGGCGUGGUCUGGUGCAAUUUCUCUGCCCUUCUCUACCUGUUGGUUAGCUCAGCCAGCAUGCUCACCCUUGGGGUCAUUGCCAUCGAUCGCUAUUAUGCCGUCCUGUAUCCAAUGGUGUACCCCAUGAAGAUCACAGGGAACCGAGCUGUGAUGGCUCUUGUCUACAUCUGGCUUCACUCUCUCAUUGGCUGUCUGCCGCCCCUAUUUGGCUGGUCAUCGGUGGAGUUUGAUGAGUUCAAGUGGAUGUGUGUGGUUGCCUGGCACCGGGAACCUGGCUACACCGUUUUCUGGCAGAUCUGGUGUGCCCUGUUCCCCUUUCUCAUCAUGCUAGUAUGCUAUGGUUUCAUCUUCCGGGUGGCCAGGAUCAAGGCCCGAAAGGUGCACUGUGGCACGGUGGUCACUGUGGAGGAGGAUGCCCAGAGGAGUGGGAGGAAGAAUUCUAGUACCUCCACUUCCUCCUCCGGCAGUAGGAGGAAUGCCCUUCAGGGAGUGGUCUAUUCGGCUAACCAGUGUAAAGCCCUCAUCACCAUCCUGGUGGUCAUUGGCGCCUUCAUGGUCACCUGGGGCCCCUACAUGGUUGUCAUUACCUCAGAGGCACUCUGGGGGAAGAACUAUGUCUCCCCAACCCUGGAGACGUGGGCCACAUGGCUGUCCUUUACCAGUGCCAUCUGCCACCCUCUGAUCUAUGGACUCUGGAACAAGACUGUUCGCAAGGAGCUCCUGGGCAUGUGCUUUGGGGACCGUUACUACCGGGAAUCCUUUGUGCAGCGACAGAGGACCUCCAGGCUCUUCAGCAUUUCCAACAGGAUCACAGACUUGGGUCUGUCCCCACACCUCACAGCACUCAUGGCAGGCGGACAGUCCCUGGGACACAGCAGCAGCACCGGUGACACAGGCUUCAGCUACUCUCAGGAUUCAGGCACCGAUGUGAUGCUCCUGGAAGAUGGCACUUCUGAGGACAACCCUCCCCAGCACUGCACAUGCCCACCCAAGAGGAGGAGCUCCGUGACAUUUGAGGAUGAAGUGGAACAGAUCAAAGAGGCUGCCAAGAACUCUAUUCUUCACGUGAAGGCUGAAGUACACAAAUCCUUGGACAGUUAUGCAGCCAGCUUGGCUAAAGCCAUUGAAGCUGAAGCCAAAAUCAACUUAUUUGGAGAGGAGGCUCUGCCAGGGGUCUUGUUCACAGCACGGACCGUCCCGGGGGCCAGCUUUGGGGGCCGUCGAGGCAGCAGGACUCUUGUGAAUCAGAGGCUGCAGUUACAGAGCAUCAAGGAAGGGAAUGUCUUAGCUGCAGAACAGAGAUGAAAGCUUCAGAGGGGACUGGGGCCACAGCGGAGCCACUGGUGCGGGUGCCUGUGCCAGGACCCUGGAACAUGUCACCACUCAGAGAGGGCCAGAAGCUGGGAAGGAAACAUCUGGCAUGCAGCCAAGCGGAUGGACAGUGCUGUCUCCAGUCUCUGACUUCAGGUGUCUGCUGUAAAGGCACACGUGGGCUGGUUCGGGGCCCCUGGGGUGGAACAAGGGUUCCAAAGCACAUGUUAGAAGCAGAUGGAGACGUGGCUAAGGAAGCCACUACGUGGAUCUUGUCUGCAUUGGUAUGCAGCUGGUCUAGCUGCCCCUGGUCUCAGUGAGGCCUUUAGAGGCCAUCCCUACUCAGUGCACUUCAGCUCACCUUAGCACUGUCAGACCAUCUGGAGGCUCUGUGUGGUUGGCUCAGGCAGCGUGGGGUUACAAUUACUAGACUAAAUGCAAAAACAGUCCAGAGAGCACCCAGGAGUAGAGCAUCCUGCUUACACACCCCAUAUCUACUGCCCUAGUUAGGACUUGGCCUUUGGUGGCACCUGCUACAGGCCACCCAAGAUGUGACCACCCCACCCACUUCCUUGUUGACAGAUUAUUAUUAUUAUUCUUAUUUGAAAAGAAGGGAGAAACCACUAUAAAAGACAAGAGUGAGCACCAGGCAUUUCAUUUCCAGAAUAAAACCUGGAGAUUAGGGCAUAUCACAAAGACUGGGACUGUGAGGUCACGCACAGCUGGGGAGAAUUUAGGGGAGGGGAAUCCCCCCACAGGAGAUAUGGAAGAUGCUUGAGUGACUGCAAACAUAGUUGGCCUCACUUUCCAGAGGGAAUUGUGACUGUCAUUGCAACUUUGGGGCUGGCACAAAGUAGAAAGGGCACUGGACCUGACUUCACAGCCUGGGUUCUUGACCCAUCUUGGUUUUUGUCUGCACAUUAUCUGGGACAUCCUGUCCUGUCACUAGGCCAUUUGGAGAAAAAGUGUGAGGAGCUGGAACAAGUAGUCUCCAAGAUAAUUCCAGCUCUGAUCUUUGAUGUCUUCCGAAUCUGUAAUUUAAGGGGUGGGGACAAACUGACCCAGCAUCUGUAUACUUUUGAGGGUAUGCUCGCUGAGCACAGGAAGAGCCACCUGCAUGCUCUGGCCCUCACAUCUUUGUACCGCUUGGCUGUAUUGGGUGGUACUAAAUGCCAACCGACUACUGAGACGGGUAUGAAGAGGGUGGCUCGGCUGAGGCAGAUGUGGGAGAGUGGGUGGGGUGUGUUGGCUUGGAGUCCUCUUGCUCUUUGAGCUAGAACAUGAAGUUUGGGUUUUGAGUGCUUGCAGCGGGGUCUGGAAGAUCUUUUCUGCUGCUCUUAAGCCUGGGUGCUUUAGAUAAGCAGUGGGCAGGGCUGUCCACCUCGUAGAGCAGAGGAAGAGUCUAAGACUAUAUUUGCCACGAGGCAGCCAUCCGAGCGCUUUACUUUUCAAGUGUUCCCUGUGGGCUGCUGAGCUCCUGGUGUAGCAGUUCCCUGCCUGUGGUUCCUGAGGCUUGGCUUGUGCCUUUGGGUGGUUGAUUUUUGGCCCCUACUGCAAGUCAGCAGUGCAGGGGAUUGGCAGGAUUUUGGAUGGAGUGGCAGGGAGGGUGGGUCCUGUUCUGGCAGCACCUGUCUUCUCUCUGUAUUCUGUUCUUUUCUUUUCUUUUUUUUUUUUUUCUAGCACUUGUCUGGUGUCUGGAGGGACCCUAUUUCUAAUUACCCAGUAUGCACGGAAGUGGAGCAUGCCUCCUAGGUACGGGUUGUCAGUUAGUGCAAUGGAUUGGCUUAAGACUCAAAGGGGAGAGAGCUCUUCCCUGGUUGCCCUGGGCUAGGCUUUAUGGAAAGGAUGCUGAGGCCUCUGAACCCUACUGCCUCACCCCAGAGUCACCAGUUUUCAAGAAGAGAUCUGACCUACAACACUGAAUUUCACUCCCACCCCCUUUAAGGGAGUGAGCUUUACUCAUGUCUGUAACAUUGUGGACUCGUCAGCACCUCAGCAAGCACUGCUGCAGACUACUGUGCAGUGGCAGUCCUGAGGCCUUCCCCAGGGGAUCCAUCGGUAGUGGUAGGUGGGACAUUUGGCCACUUGUUUUGCUUAAAUACCUCGGGCCUUCUGAUUCUGACAGGAUCACUUGUAGGGCUGCAACCCAUCUCUGCUGCUUCUUUACCCAGAUCUUACCCUUGUGGUUCCUGUGCCAGCUGUGUGACCUGCUGCAUCCGCAAAGGCACUGGGUCCAGCACUACAGUGCACACAGCUCAGCACCACGAAUUUCCCUGACCAGACAAUCCAAAUUGGAGUUCAAGACCUUAGACAUUAGAUGGCAGCAGCAUGGCUGUGGAGAGGAAACAAAAGAAAAGAAAAAUCAUGGUGGCUUGUUCCUCUGAGCUCUGCCAUGACUACAAGUCCCUAGCCUUGUAGCUAGCUGAUCCGUACCUUACAUGUGUGACCCUUGUUGGAGUUCAUAGGAACUACCUAUACUGGGCUGUGUGAUCUUAAACAAAUCGCUGCUCCUGGGACAGGCAGGGUGAAAGAUUGUAAAGGCCAUGACCCAUUGGUGCUAAUGUUCGUAGACUCUCAUUCGUAUAACUGAUUCCAUCUUACGGGCAAGAAUUAAACCAUCAACACCAGGACAAACUCAGUAUUCGCAAAAGAGUGUUUGGGUCUAGACGAGAGGAGAAAAAUAAUGUUGACACAAUGAGUGAGCUUGCUGGUCUGUUGAGAGAACAAUUAUGACUACUUUUUCAAAUGGACAAUGUACUCCUUCGACUUGCAGAGAGACAUUUCUCAAUGGACCAGAUGAACUCAGGAAACAUGUCCAGCCUCAUUUCACAUCUCCUGCCUGUCUGGAAGGAAUAAUGAGGAUGCUGUGGUUAAACAAAAGGGGGCCCAAGAAUGCAUUAGGUCCCACUGUGUGCCUCACUUAAAACAGCUAAGAGCCUAUUAGGUGCUAGGCACUAAUUGAAGACUUGAUGCACUAUCUCCCUUUGCUUCAGGCUGGUGGGAUACAGUAGGGAUGAUGCUGGUGUGUGAUGGUUGUGAGUUAAGAUUUCAGGUUGCCAAUUAAUUAGCUAAGUGUUCUCACAUCUGUAAAAUGGAAGUUUUGUAAUUGAUUUAUAUAUAGGGACACAGAAUCCAAGGAUACUGCCUGCAUAGGGUGCUUGGUAGAUUACAGAAAUGCUUGUGGUGCACCCAGCACAGGACACAGGAGCAGGGAGACCUGAGCCACUCACUGGUCUUGCUUCUCAGUGUAACUAAUGGGGCAGACUCUUUCCUGUUUUACUGGGAUCUCUAAUACUGAGAACCUUCAAAAGACUUGUUCUCCAAUUCAGGAUAAUUAAUUAUGUUGAGGGUUGUUGCCUGGGGACUUACUUGCUACAAAAGGACUUAAAGGAAAUGAAGGAAUGCUGACAAGAGGCAGACAAUAGAGAGGAGGUUGGAAAAGCUGAGAAGGAUCUGGAAUGCAAGAGGUUAGUGGGAACAGAAAUGGGCUUUUCCAGUAGGAAAGUCUUCUUUCCACAUGAAUGGCCUGAUUGCACAAAAAAGAGAAACAUUUCUAUCUUACCCUGAAUUAAAGAUGAUCUGUAUAGUCCCAAACUACAUCAGUUCAAAGUUGACCUCCCUUAUACACAGGAAGAACAUCCCACCCCAACCCAAUGCUGUUAGGUGCUGGGGACUGCUCUGUCCAGCAGUGACAAUGUCUGGCUCCCAGUUCCCAGAGCUUGUGUCUUCCAAGCCCUGCUGCAGAGGAGGUGUCCAUGCCAUUCCCCAGAGUGUACAGAACCAGAAGACGCCUGGGGAUGAGGAGGGAAGUCAGUUAUGACACGAACCACAGGAACAUGGGUGUGACCAGCCAUAAAUGUCUACAAGGUGGGACAGGCAGGUACUGUUCUGUGGGUUAGAGAGAGAGAUAAGGAGAAUCCAGGAAGGCCAUAGAAAAGCAGUGUCUCAAAAUGAGGUCAGGGCCAAAUCACUAGGUCUUGGUCAUGAGGCUGACAGAAGAUCAAGCCUGUAGCCCAAGGAGAGUGAGACACAUAUAGGUUAACUGGCAUCCUUAGCAGAGUGGACCAGCUGGACUUUAUUAAUAAAGGUAGGAAGAAACAAGGAGCUCCGUACUUAAAAAAAAAAAAAAAAAAAAAAA
This is a messenger RNA of Arvicanthis niloticus (Nile rat), 5851 nucleotides long. RefSeq names its product G protein-coupled receptor 161 (gene Gpr161). NCBI's taxonomy places the organism in Eukaryota, Metazoa, Chordata, Mammalia, Rodentia, Muridae. Gene Ontology annotation, cellular component: plasma membrane; recycling endosome. Gene Ontology annotation, biological process: G protein-coupled receptor signaling pathway. Gene Ontology annotation, molecular function: G protein-coupled receptor activity. The record is from RefSeq and is a predicted model, not a curated record.